Ctenocephalides felis (cat flea) is the source of this 639-nucleotide messenger RNA. RefSeq lists its product as uncharacterized. The transcript is spliced from 3 exons. Lineage: Eukaryota; Metazoa; Arthropoda; Insecta; Siphonaptera; Pulicidae. The coding region runs from base 30 to 542 and encodes 170 amino acids. The record is from RefSeq and is a predicted model, not a curated record.
AAUCGGUUGUGAGGGAAAAAUUAGUAACAAUGGAACUUAAAAUACAUGUGCUUUGCUUGGUAUUAUUUGUGGUAUGCAAUUUGGGAAAUGCCAGUGAAAUAUCUACAGGUCACACUAGAAGACAAAAACGUGAUACUGUUGAAUACAAGAACGCCAAAAACGCUUUGAUGUCCACCCUUGAUAAUUGGCGAAAUGGCGUUCAAAGAUUUUAUGUAAAUGGAGUACGGGUGGAUUCGGAUGCCCAAGACGUAUCCCGAACGGUGCAGAAAUUCAGCCAGAGCAUCGGCCAAGCCGGCAACGCCUUCAUUUUUUCCCUUCACGGAACAGGGGCGCGCAACGUCCGCACCGGCGAACUUCAUCCCUACGCAGACUUGCCCUCGUCGAACAAAGUCAAACGUUUAUCGAUGAUCUACAAUGAAAAAUCACCAAAAAGCGAUGAACUGGAAACCGCUUUUUCGAAAACGUACAAUUUCAGAUCACGGAAAUCCCAUCGCAAUCGCCUUGUGCUGCCAAAAGCCCUUAGACCACUCGUCAGUUUUUGAAAACUGACAGUUGUAAUAGUAAUUUAAAUAGUAUAUUUAUAUAAAUCGUGUCACUUUGAUUAUAAUAAAUAGAUUAGUCUAUAGCAGAAACUAGAAA